AUGGGUCAGGACGACCACACAUGCUAUGCGACGAUUUUCGACGCCGACGUGGCGGUUAUCCCACUGAUAUCGAGGACCUCGAUCCGGCACGCCGACCCGCAGACAGUGAAGGAGUGGCACCGCGACGAGGCGAUCCGCGUGCUGAAGUUUUUCCGGACCGCUGUUCUGGCCGAGCUGCGGCGCGAGGGUAGGAAAUGGGAGUGGGCGAAGCCGUCCGAAGACGAGGUGCAGGAGAGGCUCGCCGACUGCGACGAACCCCUUCGAGAUAAAAUUCCCGAUACCGUCCGGGACUCGGACGCGGGCUCCGGCCUGCUAGCAAUGAGCGCGUUGAUCUGGGUUGUGAGGCGGUUCCAGCGCCUGACCGGCGACCUCCGUCGCAUUGCCACCAGCAUGGACAAGCCCACCGUCUUGGGGUUGAAGGCGCUGCGGAACGAGAUGGUAGCCCUCAUCAAGAAGCAAGUCCCGCUCAUACGGUCGGGGAAAACCGCUGUUGUUGCCGACGCCUGUGACGACGACGGCGAGGAAGUCCAUUCUGCAUCCGUACCAGUAGGGGUCGCCCCGAACGUCGCUGAUGCGCGUGGCAAGUCGGGAGUCGGCGUCGACGAGGCCGAUGCGGCCGCAGGAAAGGGGGUGACCGGGACCGAGGUUGUUCACGGGGAUGAUGAUGGGGUCCAGGAUCGCGAGGAGGAACGUGAGGUCGAAUCGGAGGAGGAGCAGGAGCAGGAGACGCAGGAGCACGAGAGGCAGCACCAGGAGGAGCAGUUGGUAGAGGUGGAGGACGUGGAAAUGGCGGAGGGGUACGUUGUCGGAGGAGCGGAGGGGUACGUUGUCGGAGGAGCGGAGGAAACGGGUGGGAGAUCGGCGGAUGUCGAGAACGACGAAGGGGAGGGGAAGGGUGCGACAGCGAAUAUCGGCGAGGUCGGCGUGGAGGCGGCUCACGGAGGUGGUGGCAUGGUCGAGGUCGGUGAAGGGGAUAACGCCGCGGUCCCGGAGCAGAGGGGCGUGGAUGUGCAUACCGAUGCCACCGCGGAGAAGGCCGGCGGGGAGCGGUCUAGGAGGAAGAAGGCGGCGAGCGGUCAUCCCGGUUCCACCGCGGCUGGGCGGCAGGCGCGGCUGGACGUCGUCGAUCAGCUGAGGGCGGAGAACAGGCGAUUGCGUGCAGACAAUGCACUCCUUGAACGGCGGCUCGGUGAGCAGACGGGGCGGGUCGACAGCUUGGCGGCGGCAUUAGCUGGGCUCCUCGAGAAGGUGAAGGGUUUGACCGCCCAGGUCGCCGACACCGACCGGAAAACGGAGGAGCGCCUCAAAGAGGCCACGUCGACCAUGGCGACCACAAUCACCGAGGGCCUCACCGACAACAUGGACAGCGCCAUUCAAUCGGCCAAGUCCUUCGCCGAGCUAGCGAGGCAGACGCUGCUGGAUCUUGACGACCCCAAGGGACGAGCGGCGGUCGCACGCGCGACCGCGGUGAAGACAGUGACCGAGCACGUGACGGCGGAGGUGGGCGAGGCGAGGAAGGGGUUGGAGGAGUCGUUCAUCAAAUACAUCGGCGCCGCGCAGACCAACAUUGCCGCCGCCGUCGCGCCCCGCCUAGUCCAGCCGCCGCCGCCUACCGGCCCAGCGCAGGCCUUGCCGGAAGAUUUCCUGAAGUCUUUCAAGGAGGACGUGCUGAAGGCGGUGACGGAGACCACGCAGCAGUCCUUCCUCGCCUCCGGACUGAAGAUAAUGGCCGAGGUCGUCGGCACGGUGGCGUAUGCUCGGCGUGGGUCGUCGCCGUCGGCAAACGACGCCGGCCAAGCGCAACCUACGGAGGGCUUGAAGCUGGGUCACAAGAGGCGGGGAGGCGGCGGGGGGGGCGACGGGGACAAUUCGGCGAACACGAAGCGGAGCAAGGGAGGCGGGGGGUCUGGCGGCGGGGGGGGGGGACGGAGACGAUUCGGCGGGCGCGAGGCGGACCAAGGGAGCGGCUGCACGGGCCAUGGUGGUGGGGGUCCCGCCGACGAGCAUGCCACUGAUGACGCACUGCCAAUGGCUCCGCCUUCGGUCGGCGUUAAGCCACCACGACAGGGUAGCGGUGUGAAAGGCCUGCGCGACAAGGAGAAGGCCGCCGCCAAAACGGCCCCAGGCGGGUCCGCGAAAGCUGGCCAGGGCCCGAAGACAGGGGUUGCGGAGGCGUCAGCGGUUCCUCACCAGUCUCCCGCGGGUGCACGCCAUCCGACCGGACCGUCUGCCGGGCGACCUACCGACGUCCCGCGCCAUGCCGACGUACCGCCUGCCGACAAGGUUGGCCGCGCGGGAAAAGGGGCGGCAGUUGCGGACGCGCUCAAGGAGCAGCUCAGGCUCCUAGCCGGCCACAGGGCUGUUCAACAGGCCCCCCCUGCUGUCGACGUCCCAUCGGCCAGUGGGCCACGUGUAGUGCCGGUCGUCGCCGCCCGUACUCCUGCAGACCCAAAGUCCGCGUUGUUGCGCGCCCAGCUGGGCGCACUAGCGUCGACUGAGAGGACUCAGCAGGCUUCUGGCUCUGGCUCUAAGCCGUCGUCGGCGAAUGUCGCACCACCCACCCAUGUGGCAGCUGAUGUGGAGAAGGCGGCGGAGAAGGGCGUUCGUGCCGCGCUUGCCACCGGCGGCGGCGCCGUUGAGGAGGUCCCCGCAGACGCUGAUAUCGCUGCCAUACAGGCCCAUCUGGAUGCAGCCAAUCCCCGAACCCUGGCCAUCUCCGACACGGAACAUGUGGAGCCUUCGGCGGGACUCGUCGGCAUCGCGGCAGAGCCUAGUGCGACCGGUGAUGCGGUCGGUGAGGGAAAGUCGAAACGGAAGGGGAAGGCGGGCUCACAGAGGAAGACGCGGGAGAAGUCGGAGGUGAAGGCGGCGGAUAAACAGAAGGGGAUGGCGGCGGAGACGGCGGCGGACAAAGAUCGAGGCGGCAUUGGGGAGGUUGAAGGGAAAGGGGAGAAUCAGAAGUCGCCCGGCGAGGGUACGUCGACCGGGAGGAAGGGGAAGGACAAGUCGGUCGGAGAAGGUGCGUCGACCGGGAGAAAGGGGAAGGAGAAGGCGGUCGGCGAGGGUUCCUCGAAGGGGAGAAAGGGAAAGAGGAAGGCGGAGGAGGAGGAUGAGGAUGUCGAGGAGGUGGAGGAGGUCGAGCAGGAGGAAGAGGAGGAGGAGGAGGAGGAGGAGGAGGAGGAGGAGGAGGGGAAGGGCAAGGAGAGGAGGGGUCAUGGCAUCCGACACGAUACCUCGGGCGACAAGCAAGGGUGGGUCGGCGAGAUUAAGGUGCACGGCAUCAAUCGAUACAUCGGCAAGUCGCGGGACAAGAUGGAGCUCGCGUACGUUCACUCCAUCGCGUACGUCGUCUACGACGGUUUCGUGAGCAAGGUGCUCAUGACCGAGCUCACCGGCUUGGACAGCGCCGAAUUGGAGAGGUGGAAGGAGGUGUGGGAGGAGGUCAGGAUCUUGCCGACAGGGAUGUGGACGGUGAUGUGGGCCCGGGGUACGCUCCUUCCAAAGACACGGCUGACGGAGAUCCUCGACGCGUAUCGCCAUUACAAGUCCACAGGCGAUUGUCUCCACGCCGCGCUCCUGCCAGCGAUAUGGUACCCAGUCGAUGCUAGCACCGAGGAAGGCCGGGAGAAGUCGGCGUCCAUGAUGUCGGCGAUGAUAGGCCGCGUGUCAAUGUGCGCUGCAUAUGGGAAGACCGCUGCGGCAGCGGCGAAGAAGGAGGGAGACAAGGGGGAGAAGACGGAUAUGGCGGCAUGGGCGUUAGCAGCAUCCGCAUGCGCUGUGUGGUGCUUCGUCGAGAACGGCGAUGCCCAGCUGGCGGAUGCUGUGGAAGAAGGGAAGUCGGCGGCGAUCAUCGGCGGAGCGAGCCAGGCGACCGCCGAUGUAUUCGGAAAAGUCAUGGAGGCGGUGCUGAAAGCCGAGAUGAACAGGGACCGCCCCUUGGGAGAGGUUGCCUACAACGUCGCGCCAGCACUCCAGAGGACCGCCCUUGAUACGGUAUAUCCGGGGGGGAAUGCUGGAGUAGAUGCCGACGUUAUCGCUAGAGCGACGGUUGAGACGAUGGCGUUUUGGGGAAUGUGCCCCGUCGCCGGGCCGAAACUAAGAGCGAGGGACAUCGCGGUGCCGAUUGACGCGCAGAUGAAGGCCGAUCUUGACAACAGGGGGAGGAAGGGUCUGAGGGCCAAGAAGGGGACGAAGACCAAGGGCGGCACGGAGAAGGUCAAGAAGUCGAAGAAGGACAGCACGACGGCCUAG
Molecule: messenger RNA, 4251 nt
Organism: Closterium sp. NIES-65
Lineage: Eukaryota; Viridiplantae; Streptophyta; Zygnematophyceae; Desmidiales; Closteriaceae
Source: the annotation of a GenBank genome assembly